Molecule: messenger RNA, 1953 nt
Organism: Penicillium psychrosexuale
Lineage: Eukaryota; Fungi; Ascomycota; Eurotiomycetes; Eurotiales; Aspergillaceae
Product: fungal specific transcription factor domain-containing protein
Exons: 4
Coding region: 1-1953 (650 amino acids)
Biological process (GO): DNA-templated transcription
Cellular component (GO): nucleus
Molecular function (GO): zinc ion binding; DNA binding
Source: RefSeq, a predicted model, not a curated record
AUGGCCCCGCUUGCGGCACUUCCGCAGCAGUCUCAGCCACAAGCUCGCCCACUGGAAAAUCGCUCAUCGUCCUCUGAGACCCCUCUCCAACCACGUUAUCAAGGUCUCGCCGGAGAACCAGAUGCGGAUCUGGUAGCUCGGAUAGAAAAGCUAGAGCAGCUGUUGCAUGCAAAGAACCAGCAGCCAGAAACAACACCACCUCCGCUCAAUUUUCCUCAAUUGGAUUCAGAGGUACAAGAGACCCGGAGAUUAGGACCAGUGACAACGUUUACAACGGGCACCCUCAUCCCAUCCACUUCAGGACACGUCCGAUUCCUCCCCGUUACCUCCGGCCGGCGAAUUUUCAGUCGAGCAACUCAAGAGAGCCCAUUUCUAAGCCAGGAGAGCGCCAUGAUUGACACGCCCAGCGGUCCAUAUCCUUUUGGUGAACAUGAUGCUGAAAACAGACCUAAUCUCUUAGCAAAGCUCCCACCGACGGAGUAUUGCAACCAGUUAAAGGAUCUCUAUUUCCAUUCGAUUGCACCUCUCUUUCCUAUCUUACAUAGCCCUACGUUUCACGAACGGUAUCAUCAGUUUUCCAAGGAUCCAGAUCACGCCUCCCUAGCAUGGCUUGCUCUCCUAUUUACUAUCUUAGGCACGGCUGUUCUCGCACUGGAAAAUGACAGCCUCCUUCUUAAGACUCUCAGCCGCAAACAUACCCCUUGGGAUCGAGUCACGGAACUCUCAGAGCGGUAUUACACCGCGGCGAUGAAAUGCCUCGAAGCAGAUCGCUAUCUCUGGCGACACAACAUCUCAACACUACAGGCUCUACUGAACCUUAUAUAUGGGAUCCACCAUAGUCAUGGCCAAACAUGGACUCUUCUGGGUUUGGUUCACCAUCUGGCGCUGUCGAUCGGUUGUCACGUUGACCCGGCCACGUUUUCCCUGGAUAUUGUCGAAAUCGAAGAGCGUCGCCGCUGUUGGCUAGGCCUGACCAUGCUGCUCUGUAACCAAAAUAUGGCCAUCACAGGACUUGAUAUAUACCAGUCAGUGUUCUCGUCGCGUGUUCUGCCCCCAGCCGAGGUGUGGGAUGAGGACAUCGUACAGGGACAACCAGCACCCAUUGCAACCUCAGUAGGCAUCAAACCUGUCUCAUAUCUGGUUCGAAAAUCGCGCCUUUUUCAGAUAUCCUCCGAGAUCUGUAAUCCUGUUCUGGCUGCACGGCCGGACGAUCCGACAACCCUCCAACGCCUGGACGCGGCCAUCCAAGCCGAUUUAGACCCACUAGAGCAGAGUUACGCCUCGAUGCUUGGGGACAGCUCAUCGGUUGUUCAUACCAAUCUGCUGCUCAGUUUUUCCCAUCACCUAGUUCUUAUUCUCCACAGUAAUAUACUGAAUGAAGAAACCUUUUGUCUACCACAACAUAGCUGGUCGAAGCAUCGCUGCAUGAAAAGUGCACAGCGCGUCUUAGAACUACAUGCAGACUUCCACGGACUGCCCCAGUUCAUGCCCUUCUACUGGUACAUCCGUGGCCGAGGCGCUUUCCACGCUUUCCACGCCGCGUUCGUCUUGGUGCUUGCCCUUUCUAUAGAGCCCCAAAAACCAUGUACAUUGAACGAGGUGCGACUGCUUCACGAAUGCCAUGCUCGACUCGAGGCGUCAAAGGCGCAAAGUCAGCUGUGCACCCGGACAGCAACGAUUCUCGGCCAGAUACUAUCUAGCAGGUGGAUGACUACCUCGGCCCUGGUACCGGAUGGAUUGCCGAAUUCAGUUUCACAGGGCCCCAAGUCAAAUAGACAGAUGAAUCCCAUCAGCCAGCCCGCGGACCUUAGUAAUGGCCACGCAUUCACCUUGGAGAAUGUCGGCUUUCCCGGUCUGGUUCGUCAAAUCGAGCCACAGCAAUGGAUUAAUCCAAUGGACAUGGAUUGGGAUCAGUGGGAUCUGAUUAUGAAUGCGAUGGGAAGUAUAUCUUGA